Molecule: messenger RNA, 1018 nt
Organism: Amoebophrya sp. A25
Lineage: Eukaryota; Dinophyceae; Syndiniales; Amoebophryaceae
Source: the annotation of a GenBank genome assembly
AUGGAAUACGUAGUUGGACGCGUUUGUAGACGGAUUUGCUUGGACUUUCCGAAUCGAAACCCAGUGUUUUUGAGGAUUUUGCAGAAUCUCCUAUUUUUAUGGCCGGUUUCCACAUUUUUACAUCCUCUUCCGCCACAGUCGACAUCCUUAGCCGCCUCUUUGCCAAUACAUAGGAGAGAACGAGAAGAACAAGAAAAAGUAAAAGGAUGUUCCGAGGAAUGUAACCACUAGUGCUCUAGUGUAACCUCUAAUGUUGGUGAAGGAUACCGUAGUUCCCACCGCGAAGCAUUCUCUCCUCGGCGCUUUGAGACACUACCACUACAACAACUUGGCACCUCUACCAGGACCUUUGGGUCAGUCAGGCCAAACAACUACCAUGGCUGCUCCUACUAGAAUUAUGGCUCCUGCUUCUACUACAAUUAUGGCUGUGGAGACCUACUUGUACUUCUGAGAAAUGUAGUAAGCUAGCAUCUCUAGUACCACCAGAAAGGCAUGAACCAUGAAGGGGAUCCAGCUCACAGCCGAAGGGUUUAAACUACGCCGUAGGAAAAAUACGAAAGUGGGACAUAGACGCUGGAUCCUUUCAUCUACUUCCGAUUUACGUCUCUCACUGGCUUAUCUACUUUUUAUGCUCUAAAUCUAAUACCCGGAGCAAAAGAGAAGCAGCCUUACGAAUUUCGCGUGUGGCAGUGAGUUAUUACAAUUACGAGGACGCAGACGAAGACAUCCACAAUUCUAGAGAUCAACAAGGGAUUGGCACAUCUGGUGCCGUCCAACACCAUGGUGACUACGCGACGACGGGUCGCGGUGCACAACAGCUUGAACUAGACUUGCUAGAAUUAAGGCUCAGCUUUCAAUGGUCAUUGGGGUUGGUCACUGAGAUCGAAGAGGCGACCCCUUGAGAGGACAGGGGAAAACGAAGGGAAAGGGGAGAGCUUUGAACGGGGUCCCUUCCGUUCAGAGUCAGUGACCAUUGAAGGCUGAGCUUUAAUAGAAGCGUCGUGUCCUCAGGGAGUGG